Molecule: messenger RNA, 1168 nt
Organism: Achroia grisella
Lineage: Eukaryota; Metazoa; Arthropoda; Insecta; Lepidoptera; Pyralidae
Product: cyclin-H-like
Exons: 1
Coding region: 123-1100 (325 amino acids)
Biological process (GO): regulation of transcription by RNA polymerase II; regulation of cyclin-dependent protein serine/threonine kinase activity; DNA-templated transcription
Cellular component (GO): transcription factor TFIIK complex; nucleus
Molecular function (GO): cyclin-dependent protein serine/threonine kinase regulator activity
Source: RefSeq, a predicted model, not a curated record
AGUCACAACAACAAUUCCGAUAAUCCAUUGACCGUUUCUCGUUUAUAUUUUUUGUUUUUGUUAAUAUUUAAGAAUAAAACGAUUGUAAUAAAUUAUAUCUGAUCUGUGAUUAUAAGAAUAAAAUGUUUUCGACGAGUACACAGAGGAAGUUUUGGACGUUCAGUGACGAGAAUGAGAUAGCACGGCACCGAGAAAAACACAAUUUGCAGUACAUUUCAAAGCAUGGGGCUAAUAUUGACGAAUAUCAACGGUAUAACUUUUUUCUGUCCCCUGAUGAGGAGAGACUGCUUUUAAAACAAUACGAGCUUCAUAUGAAGGAGUUCUGCAAGAGGUUCAGUCCACCGAUGCCGAAGGGCGUAGUGGGCACCUCAUUUAAUUACUUUAAGCGUUUUUAUUUGUACAACUCCUCAAUGGAUUAUCACCCGAAAGAAAUUCUUGCCACCUGCGUAUAUUUGGCGUGUAAAGUGGAAGAGUUCAACGUGUCUAUAGGUCAGUUUGUAGCUAAUAUUAAAGGAGAUAGAGAGAAGGCAUCUGAUAUUAUAUUAAAUAAUGAAUUAUUGUUAAUGCAACAGUUGAACUAUCAUUUGACUAUUCACAAUCCCUUCAGGCCAGUAGAAGGCUUCCUUAUUGAUAUAAAAACGAGGUGUACACUAGCUAAUCCGGAACGGUUACGAAGUGGGAUUGACGAAUUUCUAGAAAGGGUGUUUUUAACAGACGCAUGUUUGCUGUAUGCUCCGUCACAGAUAGCUCUGGCUGCCGUCCUUCAUGCAGCGAGUAAAGAACAGGAAAAUCUUGAUAGCUACGUCACAGAAACAUUAUUUAGAGACGCCGGACCAGAUAAAUUGGCUAUUUUGAUUGAAGCAGUACGUAAGAUUCGUUCGUUGGUUAAAAUGGUUGAGAGUCCAGCACGAGAACGAGUUAGGAUUAUUGAGAAGAAACUAGACCGGUGUCGUAAUCAGGAGAACAAUCCGGAUAGUGAAAUAUACAAGAGGCGUAUGAGAGAAGCCUUGGAUGAAGAAGACCUGCCAUAUUUGCAACAGAGCAGAAUGUCUCUAGAUACAAGUGGAAUCUCACAAGUGUUGUCCCCUUCGGCGUCUUAAUAUUGACUAUUACUGUAUUAUUUUGACUUAAACUAUUUUUUUUAUAUAUAGACAGACUACACAUAUAA